This is a messenger RNA of Pogonomyrmex barbatus (red harvester ant), 780 nucleotides long. RefSeq names its product FCF1 rRNA-processing protein Bka (gene Bka). The record is from RefSeq and is a predicted model, not a curated record. NCBI's taxonomy places the organism in Eukaryota, Metazoa, Arthropoda, Insecta, Hymenoptera, Formicidae. Gene Ontology annotation, cellular component: small-subunit processome.
CGUUGGUGAGUUGUCCACGAUGUGGUGAAUUUGAUGACGGAAAAAAGAUGUUGGCCGCGGUGGGAUUCGAACCUAGAGGUCCUCAGGUGUCUACACUUGGUGCGCUACCACUGCGCCAUGCGGGCCAUGAUACUUUUCAUGGAUGUUUUUGCUAGGGGAAAAAUAAGAAAACGCGUAGAGUUGUGAUGCAGCGAUUUGCUCAAAUGAAGAGGAUGAUUAGUUUGAGUGAUUCACGAAUAAAACCAGAAAAGCGACUGCCAUCAAAGAAAACUCCAAAGGAAGAUAAGACUAAAAUAAAAAUCACAGAAGCGCCACAACAAUCCUCUGCAUUAUUCUUCGAAUAUAAUACACAACUUGGACCGCCAUAUCAUAUCUUACUUGAUACAAAUUUCAUUAACUUCUCCAUUAAAAACAAAUUAGAUAUAAUACAAAAUAUGAUGGAUUGCCUUUAUGCAAAGUGUACACCAUAUAUAACGGAUUGUGUAAUGGGUGAGCUAGAGAAGCUUGGACAAAAGUACAAAUUGGCAUUAAGAAUCAUCAAGGAUCCGCGAUUUGAAAGGUUAAAAUGUAUGCAUAAGGGAACCUAUGCAGAUGAUUGUCUUGUGAAUAGAGUUACGCAACACAAAUGUUACAUUGUUGCAACAAAUGACAAAGAUUUAAAAAUGAGAAUACGAAAGAUACCGGGCGUGCCGAUAAUGUACGUAUCUCAGCAUAGAUUUACGAUAGAACGAAUGCCGGACGCUUAUGGUGCACCCAAAUAGUUUAAUUUAUCAUAUUAUU